CAUGCUCUCGGCGGGGACCGCGCACAGUUCUGGAGGAGCCUGCUCAGUUCUCUCUGUGCCAAGCCAUCCCGCAGCAGAUCCAGGCUCUCCGUGGGCAUGGGCAGAGGCGCUCGCCAGCGCAAGGACCUUCAAGCCGCCGCCCUGUCGUUCUUCUCUGCCGUCACUCUGGGCAACUUGCAGAACUCAGAGGAGCUGGUCAAGAUCCUUUGCGUGAUUCUGCGCGAGGAGGACGUUCGUCCCGAUGCUGGAUUCAUGCGCCAAGUGCUGGUUGGCCUGUUGCUGCACAGCGAGAAAGUGCGGAUUGUCCUGUGUCCUGUUGCUCUGUCGGCGCUCUCCAAGUCCAGCGGCCUCUUCAACUCGGACGCACACCGGCAGCAGGUCGGUAACCAGCUACAUUGGCCAGUGGGCCGAGGAGUGCUCAUUCGCGAGGUGUCUGUCUGUAGCUCGAUGACUCAGCUCAGCGAAACCAUCCUGCCAUCCAAGCUGCCGUCGGCAUCUAAAGCCUCCAGCACAGGAGGUACAGCGACACCGACUACUGCUGCUACAGAGAGUCAAUCAGCAGCAUCUGCAGCAAGCUGGAAGAUGUUUUUGAAGAAGUAUAGCGGUGAAGAACUACCCUACAUUGAUGAGACGGAUAUGUGGGAUUUGGACGUGAAGUGGUCGAAUAUCGUCAAGUCGGAGCGUCCGACAACGAGCACCGAGGAAUCAUCUCCCACUACCUUCGUGGCUUCUCUCAGCUUUCGACGUGCCCUGCUCGAUCCUGUGCUCGACUCAUCCGCAUCGGUGGCAGAUGUUGCACAGCUGCAGCCGCCAAGUCAAAGAGCGCUUUCAAGUCGCACCGUGCAACUCUUCUACUCGCUGUCUGGCCAGAAUGAUCGCAGCAGUAGCAGCCGCAUCGCUGACGUUGUUCCUUCAGCAGUGAUUGCUGCUGCUGCUGCCAGUGCCAGUGCCGCCUCUUCUGAGUCUGGUCUACUUGGAGCAGCUGAAGAGCCAGCCUGGCAGUCGUUUCUUCUUCUGCAGCUCUUCUCCAAGUUCAACGGUCUGCGCACUUUAGCCGACUACAUUCCAUCCUGGUAUUCCAAUGUUUGCGAUCUGGCGUUGUCCGCCAAUGGUGGUGAUGGCGGCGAGGAUGACGGCACUGCUAGCCUUGUCCGUCACUUGCCGGACUAUGUUCCUGUUUUGCCACCGUUCGACAGCAGCGUGUGGCCCGUGUCAACUGGACGUCUUCCUACGCACACUCUAGCCGCACUGACUUUGCUACUUCGCUUGCCCCACUAUGCAGAAGGCUUGCUGAAACAUCAGUCUCAGGCUGCCACGUUGCUUCGACUGCUACUCGGUGUGCCAACAGAAGGCGUGUUAGCAUGGGGAUCAUCAGGAUCGCUGUGCUCAUUGCCCACGCUAUCCUUGCUGCCGUUCGCUCUUCUGGUCAGCAUCUUGCAGAGCAAGCGUAUCACGCUGGACGCUGGCGGCUUUGCACUGAGAGUCGAGGCGCUCAACGGUGGCCUGCUGCACUUCUUACUGGCGUGCCUGGCGCACCUGAGCCAUGCCGACAAGUCCAGCAGUGCUGCUAUGCUAUCAGCCGCCGCCAGCGACAAGGAGGUGUUGAGUGCCAAUCCAUCCGCAGAGGUAACAGCGGCAGCGGCCCUAGCUCCUGCAGGCGCUGUGCCAGUGUUAGCCGACCCAGUGGGAGCGCCGGGCAUGUCCAAGACCAGCUUUGACGGCAAGCUGUACUGGGCGAAGGGCACUGGCUUUGGCACUGGUAGUACCCACUCUACGUGGGAUGUCAACCAGGCGGUGUCCAGGCAGAAGAAGGAAGAAUCACAUGUCACUGCGCUACUGGAGACGCUGGCAAGCCUGUUCGAUUGUACUGGUGUGGAGGACAGUGAGAAAGUGAGCCAGCUCUUCAAUCACACCUGGUUACUGGCACUUCUGCGCGGUUCAUGUCUACUUCCUCUUCUGCAAUCGUACUUGUGCAAUGAUUCGGUCUUGGACAUGUCCUGUCAUCUGGUCGUGAACUCGGCGGUAUUACUGCUAGUUCGUGCUAUAUCGACGUGCGAGCCGCUAUCUUCUCUCCUACUGGAGUCCCAUCCCAGUGGAGACAGUGUGAUGGCACUGCUCACAAAGAUGAAGAAUUGCUUGGAGACAUACACAUUGUGCCUCGGGAAACAGAAGCCCGGGAAAAGCUCACUCAAGUCGAAGGGUGAGGCAUCUUCAGCAGCACCGACGUCAUCAUCUAGAAAUGCUCCCGGCCUGGCAGAGGCAAGUAACGAAGGCAUUGCAGCGCUGGUGGAAGAUGUCUAUACCACCCAUCAGAUCGUCAAUGAUGCGCUGAGAAGACGACAGCAGUCUUCAUGUGACAGUAGUAGUACAGACGGUCUAGACGGAAGUACUACAGGAGCCACAGCAACUGGCGCAGUGUCUACUUCUGACGAGAAUGAGUACUACGUGUCACAGAUGAAACUCAUGCAGUUUGGUACCCAUGCUAUGGUGGAGGAGGAUGCUGAAGGAGUGCCACACUGUGUUGUUGAGUACGGCUACAAGCAGCAACUGUUUGACCCAGUGUCCUCUCUGGCAGCAGCAUCUCGCGCACAGCGCCUCGCACAGGAGAUGUCCACACUGGCUACAUCCCUGCCACUCUCCUCCGGAUCAACGGUGUUUGUUCGCUGCGAUGAAGACCGCCUAGACGUUAUGAAGGUGCUGAUUACUGGACCAGAGGACACACCGUACUUUGGUGGCUGCUUUGAGUUUGACGUCUUCUUCCCAGGAGACUAUCCGCAGAAGCCCAUGAAGGUCAACCUGGCAACAACUGGCAACCAGACCGUUCGCUUCAAUCCCAACCUCUACAAUGAUGGAAAGGUGUGCCUCAGUGUUCUGAAUACGUGGCAUGGCCGACCCGAGGAAAAAUGGAAUGCACAGACAUCAUCUCUACUACAGGUUCUUGUCUCAAUCCAGUCUCUCAUCCUCGUCCCAGAGCCGUACUUCAACGAGCCUGGGUACGAACGGUCACGCAACACUGCCCUGGGUGACCAAGCGUCUUUAGAGUACAAUGCCAACAUCAAGCAGGCAACGAUGAAGUGGGCAAUGCUGGAGCAGCUUCGCAAGACACCUGCUGCUUUCAAAGAUGUGAUACGGCGUCACUUCUUCCUGAAGCAAAAUGAGAUCCUCGCCGAGUGCGAGCAGUGGAUUGCGGAUGCUACGCAGAAAAAGAAGCGCAUGCAUUCCUACAGCUCCUCGCACAUAGAGAGCGCACGCCGGCACUUGGCCCAGCUCAAGAUCGAGUUUGCCAAGCUCAAGGAUGAGCCCAUCACGGAGCCGGUCUCCUGAGCUUGCAGUAGCCCGCCGCCGCCGCGCAAGACUAGCCAAUUUCACCAGAGAAGUUUAUUUAUUCUAGGACAGCAGCAGCAGCAGCGAGAGCUGGAGCACCAUCAUCACUACAAUUGUAAUAGUAUUUCUGGCAGAGAUAUCACUCCGGUUGCAGUUUAUAUCUCUGCUGUUACAUCCGUCUCUGUUUGUUUGUUUUUCGUUUGGAUUGAAUUGGACGACUCUCUUCUUGUUGUAUAUAGAUAUGUCUGAAUAGUUUCAUUGCGAUGUUUGAACUCCUGCGGUCACCUUCUUUAGAUGUUGUUAUGCUAUACUACAAGUACAUGCAUAUUCAAGAUCAGAAGUACCUGUACAAAGUUGUAUUUGGGUCUUAUUCCAAAUCUGCACAAUUUAGCCACUUGCUUCCUGAACUUCUCUUGUUGUUGUUGUUGUUGUUGUCCGUGACAGCACAAUUUCUCCCCCUCAGACCAUAUCUUUUCCAACAGCAUCUCGCUACAUGCUGCCAGUAUUGAUCCUAUUCUGUGCCGAUAUUCCGGCUUGUUCGCGGGUCUUUGCUGCUGUACCUACUUCCUGUUUGCUAAGUUAUUGUGCUGUGUUGUUGUGUAUCUACAAGUAUUGCCAUGCCCUGCCUGUUUGUGUCUUGUUUUAUAUCAUGUAUGCCGUGGGACCCGGCCUUUAUGCACACCUUGAUCCUGCACCAUGUACAUUCUUCCAAUGUCGCUUUUUUAUAUUACAGCUGGUUUUGUAUUAUUUUCUAUUAGCCUGUCACGAAAAAAACAUACCAACCAUGAAGCCAAGCAUUUUGCUGUUAACAUUAUUGUGGGAAUCAUAUGCCUGUUUUAAAACUCA
This is a messenger RNA of Sycon ciliatum, 4170 nucleotides long. Its product is annotated as baculoviral IAP repeat-containing protein 6-like. The record is from RefSeq and is a predicted model, not a curated record. Lineage: Eukaryota; Metazoa; Porifera; Calcarea; Leucosolenida; Sycettidae. The transcript has 11 exons. Bases 97 to 3324 code for a protein of 1075 amino acids.